Messenger RNA from Passer domesticus (house sparrow), 1238 nucleotides. RefSeq lists its product as uncharacterized. The transcript has 14 exons. Bases 13 to 951 code for a protein of 312 amino acids. The record is from RefSeq and is a predicted model, not a curated record. Lineage: Eukaryota; Metazoa; Chordata; Aves; Passeriformes; Passeridae.
CCAAAGAGGAAGAUGCAAGACACAACAGAGAAGAUAUCCCUGGAACCAUCCAAACAGAUGAGGCAAGUGCUGAAGAAAAUGCUGCAGGGAGGACAAGAAAUGAAAGGAGAGCCUGUGCAGAUGGAAGCAUUUCCCGGAGGAAGCAGUGGUUCUGUGCCAGCCUCUGCUGCAGGAAGGGAGGCCAUGCCAGGCACAGGCACAGGAGAUGAGGUUGCUUCUCCAUCAGCUUGGAUGAAUAAAGAUUUGAAGCCCUUGGAGCCUCCUGCAGAUGUGUCUCCAGGGAGGACUUCUCCAGCUCCUACCUUGGAUUUUGCACUCAAGCCCAGCUCCCAUCACAGUGGUACUCCAACAGGGAAAAUCCAAGAUACAACAGAUAAGAUGUCCCUGCAACCAUCCAAACAGAUGAGGCAAGACCUGAAGGAACCCCUGCAGACAAGAGAAGAGAUGGACAUAGUGCUUCAGUGGAAGGUGGCAAUUCCUGAAGGAAGCACUCCAUCUUCAAUGCGAGCCACAGCUGCAGGGAGGAAGGCAAAGCCAGACACAGGCACAGGCACAGCAGACUGGGAUGCUGGGACGGUUCCUCCAUUAGCCUGGCGCUCUGAAGUUGUGAAGCCCUCUAGGCAUUCUGCAGCCGUGUCUGAAGGGACAACUCCACCAACUCCUACCUUGGAUGCUGCACAAAAAGCCAGCUCCCAUGGCAGGGGUCCUCCACCAGAAGAGAUCAAAGACAUGGCAGACAAGAAAUUCCUGGACCCAUUAGAAAUCAUGUGGCAAAUGCUGAGGGAACGUCUGCAGAGAAGGCAAGAAAUCAAAGGAGAGCCUGUGGAGAAAGAAGCAUUUCCCGGAGGAAGCAGUGGUUCCGUGCCAGCCUCUGCUGCAGGAAGGGAGGCCAUGCCAGGCACAGGCACAGGAGAUGAGGUUCUGGAAAGGUGUCUCCAUUACCUUGGAUGAAUAAAGUUUUGAAGCCCUUGGAGCCUCCUGCAGAUGUGUCUCCAGGGAGGACUUCUCCAGCUCCUACCUUGGAUGCUGCACAUAAGUCCAGCUCCCAUGGCAGGGGUUCUCCAACAGGGAAGAUCCUAGACACAACAGAUAAGAUCUCCCUGGAACCAUCUAAACUGAUGAGGAAAGAGCUGAAGGAACCCCUGCAGACAAGACAAGUGGAUGGAGAGGCUGUACAGAAGGCGGCGUUUCCCGAAGGAAGCACUGGCUCCAUGCCAGCCUCGGCUGCAGGAAGAGAG